AUGACUCAUACUGAUAAUAUGGAUGGAGAUGAUAGUGAGGUGGAAGAAGUCCACACUAGCAACAAGUUUAAUAUGUUGACAACUAUGAAUAAAGACAUUAUAAUUGGGAGCGAAAUAAUGCAUGAAUGUAUGUUAGAGAGACAUGGUUUAUGGAAUGAUCUUAUUCACCUCUCAGCUCAAGUUCAGGAGUCAGGGUUGAUUGGAGGAGACUUCAAUGUGAUAUCAAACGUAUCAGAGAAAUUAAGAGGGAUGGAAAGAAAGGUAUCAGAUGCGAACAAUAUGGGACUUUCAUGCUUCUAUACAGAUGAGGAAAUUUAG
Messenger RNA from Dovyalis caffra, 318 nucleotides. Lineage: Eukaryota; Viridiplantae; Streptophyta; Magnoliopsida; Malpighiales; Salicaceae. The record is from the annotation of a GenBank genome assembly.